UCCGUGCCCAGGCUUGUCCAACUUGGCCUGCGCAGGCCUGUCCAGGCCAGGCAGGUUCCGGUCCCACCGGAAGCACGUGGCCCCCCACCCCUUGGCGGUUGCCACGGAGACAGGGCUGUUUACCAGCUGGUUGUGUAGCCAGGCACAGGAGGCGGAUGGAGCUGAGCUGCGAGGGGCCCUGAGAAGCAAUGGCCAAAGAAGCACCUGUGAACCUCGCACCACCUGAACGCAGCACCGCGGUCGGUACCUCAGCCAACAGCUUCAUCUGGCAGCCCAGCUCCCUCAGGAUGCAUGUCAUUAGGCCCAAGUCUGCUAAGGGCCGGAAGCGGCCAAAUCUGCACAGACCACAAGGCAUGGGCGAUGGCUCACCCACUGUGCUGUCUGCUUCGUCUCCACCAUGUUCCUCUGGGUCACCAAGCAGCCAGAAACCAGGAGCCUGUGCACCCGUGUCUCCACCUCAGGGAGCCCCUGAUGAGAUGCCGGAGCUGCUGCCACAGAUGCCCGUGGGGGCCACCUCAUCACUCAAUAAGUACCCAGUCCUCCCUUCCAUCAGCAGGAGAAGCCUGGAGGACGGGGCUGUGGACACGGUGGCCAAAAAGGCCAGCUCUCUGCAGCUGAGUAGCGUCCAGGCCCUUUACCAGGAAGAGGCCCACACCACUGUAAAGUCAAGCCAAGAAGACUCCAGAACCCAAGUCUGUGCCUCGGAGAAGAAAUUCAUCAUCCGAACCAAGAUACAGAGUUCUUCUGGUGCCUCAAACAUGGAGGAGCCAACAGACCGAGAGCCGAGGCUGCUGCUGGCCAUCAGGUCACCCUCAGGCCAAAGGUUCGUGCGCUACUUCAGGCCCAGUGACAACCUCCAGACUAUCCUCACAGUGGCUGAGCAGAAAAACAAAGCCACCUACCAACACUGCAGCAUCGAAACGAUGGAGGUGCCCAGGAGACGUUUCUCUGACCUCACCAUGUCCCUGCAGGAGUGUGGUAUCCUCCAUAAGUCCGUGCUGGGCAUCUCCCAGGAAGAGGGGGAGGGGUGGCCCUGAGCCCACAGCACCAGGCUGGGGCCCCAGGUCUUCGAACAAAGAAAACGCUGGGGGAGCUGAAGCCUCCCAGCCUGGUUUUAUGUGCCACAUGGGCCCACAGAGCUCAGACCCUCAGGUCUUGUAGAGCAUGUCUGUGGAGGCAGGGGCGUACCUGCAAACGGGCCGGGCGGAGCUCCCUGGGAAACUCCCUUCUAGCCCCACGGUCUACCACUACAGCCCCAGGGAAGUUGUAAGGCCCAAGACGUCACUGCUGGCUCCUCCCAGAACUGGUUCCUUCUAGAGCACCUGCUGCCUGAGCCGGGUCUCUCGAAGCCAACUCUUUGCUUCUCUGUAUAUGACAUGAGAUUAAACACUUCCCAGAGAGGAUUCUAGUCUAGUAAAUAACCAGGGUUUAGGAAUUAUGGAACUGACAUUGUUUUUUCUUGUAAUAUUGUAAGAAACAGGCUGUUGAUCCUGUAUUUGGAAGCAGCCUCCCUCCCAAGCUGCAGGAGCGGCGAUCCCUGGGGAAUCCCUAUUGGUAUGAGGUGGCAGCAAAGGGAAGAAUGGUCUUCUGCUGUCACAAUUCUCCCCAAAACACACACACGCAUACAUACACCCAUACACACACACACACACACACACACAUAUACACAUGCAUACACACACACUCACACACACAUACACACACAUAUACACUCACACACACAUAUACACACACACACACACACACACACCCUGUUCUAAAAUGUCCUAGAGCUAGCCCAAAUAAAUUGCCUCCACAGUCAUGGGCUAGCCAAGGCUAUUUUUGAAUGGACUGACUAGGUUGGCACUUUUUGGUAGGGCCUGACUACAGAAUUCUUCCAAAAUGGAAGUAAAAUAUGCAGUCCUCUGUUGUUCUUUAAGAUGCACACAGCUACAAGUCUGUACAAGUUUGUGCUAACAGCCCCGUGGCCUACUCAGACAUAGGUAAUUUGUUUUAUUCCCCAGUCUCAUGUCUCACCCACUUCAAAAGUGGAAGGGCUUUGACACAACAUCAGUGCAUCCUGGGGUCUGAUGUCGGGCCCUCCACAGGAGAAAGAACGGGGCUCACUGAGGUCUCUCAUCUGUGCUCCUGUUGAGGUCAUGCUAUGCAGCUGGCUGAAUGGCAUGGAGUUCCCUGUCUCCCUUCACCAGAGCAUCUGCCACAAGCACAGUAGAGUCCUGUGUUUUUCCUGUGGGGACACAGAUUAUUUGCCAAAGUUCUCUUGUAUUGCAGGUUCAGCCAGACACCCACACCUCAUCUGCAUCCCUUUACUGCCAAAUCCCCAAUUGGAGUCAGGAACACAGAGACCUUCUGAGCACCUUGUCCCCCUUAGGGCAUAGUCACUGCAUGGCCCUGGGUCCUAGUACCUGCCCCCACACCCUCAGUACACAGACAAGAUAGGAUCCAGGUGUUCCUGGAGCAUCCUCUGAGCAGGGGCAUCUUGUGCACAGACAACACCAGCGGUUAGCGAUGUCCUUCUCACUGCACUGCCCCUUGGUGAUAGCUAUGACUACUCUGAACAGGCUGGCUCAUCCUCCCUAAGCCACCUCCCCCACCACACAGAUCCCUCUAGACUAGGAUAUUCCUGAAGAUUUGCAAGAUUUACCAACACACCUAGGUCCAUGGUUCCUUUAAUGGGAAAGGUCAGCUGGGGCUGGCUUUGAUGUGGGCUGGUCCAUGCAGCUGGUCACCUCAUCUACUCAGUGACCAUGGCAGAAGGGACUGGUGGCUUGGGCUUGGACUCCCCCACGACAGGUGUUUUACUUCUCCUUCAAGUGGACAAUUCUGACUCUGAUCUAAGAGCCUAUAAAAAUCACACCUACUCUGAGGCAAGAAUAAGAUCCCACCCACCCACAUGCAGCUGAGGGAUUCCAAACUUUAGAAUGUUCCCGUGAGAAAUGUAACACACUUGAUGGAUUGAAAGACUUGUGGACAUAUGGUUUUGUUGCUGCUAAUUGGCUUGGGAUUUUGGGGUGGUGGGGAAAAAGGGGGCGCACAAAGCAUAGGAAUAUUUUAGAAGACACGAUUAAAGCUAGAUUUGAGCUAUCAUAAUGAUCUCUCUUUUUCUCUUCUUGGACAAAAGAUAAUGAUACGAACAAUAAAAGCUGAUUUGUGUGAAGCAC
This is a messenger RNA of Phodopus roborovskii (desert hamster), 3161 nucleotides long. It is a transcript of the gene Ubxn10, whose product is annotated as UBX domain protein 10. The transcript has 2 exons. Gene Ontology annotation, molecular function: ubiquitin binding. The record is from RefSeq and is a predicted model, not a curated record. Gene Ontology annotation, cellular component: endoplasmic reticulum. The coding region runs from base 189 to 1037 and encodes 282 amino acids. Lineage: Eukaryota; Metazoa; Chordata; Mammalia; Rodentia; Cricetidae.